Synchiropus splendidus (mandarinfish) is the source of this 2108-nucleotide messenger RNA. It is a transcript of the gene bmp3, whose product is annotated as bone morphogenetic protein 3. Bases 3 to 1277 code for a protein of 424 amino acids. The transcript has 3 exons. NCBI's taxonomy places the organism in Eukaryota, Metazoa, Chordata, Actinopteri, Syngnathiformes, Callionymidae. Gene Ontology annotation, biological process: SMAD protein signal transduction; BMP signaling pathway. Gene Ontology annotation, molecular function: growth factor activity; cytokine activity. Gene Ontology annotation, cellular component: extracellular region. The record is from RefSeq and is a predicted model, not a curated record.
UGAUGGUUCCGCUCUCCUCUCCUCUCCGGACGGACACCAUGUCGCUCCGCUCCGCGCUGCUCGCGCUGCUGAGCAGCUGGACUUUCCUGAGCCCGGGAUCCAGCACGGACUUCCAGGAGUUCGGAACGGGGAUGAACUUGCCGCGGCAGCAGGACGCCGUGACGGAACACAUGCGGAUGCUCUACUCCAAGUACAACCGAGCGGGCUUCUCCUUCAGGGACGGGAACACGGUCCGGAGCUUCCAGGCGCACUGGGGUUCGGUCCACCAGCGGCACCUGCAGAUUUUCAACCUGACCUCUCUGACCCGGUUCGAGGAUGUCCUCUCCGCCACACUCCACGUCUACACAGGAGGCUGCUCCGGGUCUGGGACCUGUGCCCGCCAUGUCCCUCGCCGCCACUCUCAGGUCCGCGUGGUCGUGUCCUGCUUCAGUUCUGUGGACCAGCAGAUGAGGACUUUGGGUCACUUCUGGGUCAACGUAUCGACAACGCAGCGAGUCACCUGGCAGUGGAAGGACAUCACGCGGCUGGUGAACCGGGCCAAGCACCAGGACCGGCUGAUCUUGUCCAUCGAAGUGGAUCGAAAGGACGUCCUGUCGGAGCGGAUGCCAUACAUCCUGGUCUACGCCAAUGAUUCCGCCAUCUCCGAGCCGGAGAGUGUGGUGUCCACUCUGCGCCGCCCAGUGUCCGGAGACAGACACCCGUGGAACGGCACGGCACUGUGGCGGCGCCGUCGCUCCGUCAACGUCCUGCUCCCCCUCCAGAACAACGAGCUGCCCGGGCCCGAGUACCCAUACGAGCCUGUGGGCUGGGACGAGGCCGGCCCGUACGAAUCCUUUGCUGACAAGCCGAACCGCCGGAGUCGAAAAAAGACACGCAAGAACCCGCGCCACAAGAUGGCGCUGCUGCAGUUUGACGAGCAGACGAUCAAGAGGGCUCGCAAGAAGCAGCUGGACCAGCCGCGCAGCUGCGCACGCCGCUACCUGAAGGUGGACUUCGCCGACAUCGGCUGGAGCGAGUGGAUCAUCUCCCCCAAGUCCUUCGACGCCUUCUACUGCGCCGGCUCCUGCCAGUUCCCCAUGGCCAAGGCCCUGAAGCCAUCCAAUCACGCCACCAUCCAGAGCAUUGUGCGUGCGGUGGGUGUGGUCACCGGCGUGCCUGAGCCGUGCUGUGUCCCCGAGAAGAUGUCCUCACUCAGCAUCCUGUUCUUCGACGAGGACAAGAACGUGGUGCUGAAGGUGUACCCCAACAUGACGGUGGAGUCCUGCGCCUGCCGGUAGCUGGGCCUUCAUCAUCAUCAUCAUCAUCAUCAUAAUCUUCGUGAACCACAGUCCGGCUCACUAGGACGCUCCAGGACGAGCACCGACUGGAGGACUCUUCGCUCCAGAGACACAGAGGCGGCGGCCGUCUUCACUCACGUGUGAGGGGUCAACCUGGUAAUCUAUAAUCUACCACCUGCAGCUUCAGUCUGAACUUCAAGCGUCAGGAUGGAACUCUGAAACUGAGUAUUUCACCUCUAUAUUUCAUUACAGCUAUUUUGAUAUUCAACAUUUGAUAUAUAUGGGCUGGAGGACGACUUCAGGUCGAGUUACUGGGCCCAGGUUUCCCGCUCUCUCUAGUCGCCUCAGGCCAUAAGGCCGAGUAUUUAUUCUGAGGAGACGCAGCUGAUUUUUCUCUAGACGUUUGUACAGUUUUUGUAAAUAAAUGUGUGACAGAGCAGCCGCCGCAAGGGGGCGACAGUCAGCACCAUGUGGUUUAAAUUAUGUUUGCUAAUAAAGACAUGUGAGGGUGUGAAUCACUUCAGAUGAGCUCAACAAGGAGCCAAAUGAUUCCUGCUCUGAUCUGACAGGCAGGAUUGGGGAGGAGUCGACAAAAGACCAAGUCAAGUGGAUAAUCUUUGGAGAAACAUUUAGGUUUUCCUUCCGUAGUCAAGCCAACAGGGGGCGCUGCAGCAACAUCGAAUUGUUGCUUGAGGGAGAGGUCAGAGGUUACAGCCUGUUGGGGUCACCUGAGGUCAUAAGAGUCAGAGACGCGGCUGCAAGGUGUUUCAUGUCAUGAGUGAACAGACAGGAAGGACCACUGGGGGCGUGGUCUGUUAGUCAUCGUCUCCG